AUGACUGAUACACUUCGCCUCUCGAAUGCACGAUGCCCGCCCCUUCGGCAGGCCCGGGGGACGGUGCUUAAUACCAUAAUGGAAGAUACCCGUGAAUCACACUUCGCACCCAAGAGCUGUGCCAGUCCACCGCAGAAGAGCUUCAUGACCAGCCCCAAGUUGACUCUCAAGACUAGUGGGCUUUCGCCGCCUACCAAUCCUCGACUCGCCCGGCUGAUGUCGCCUCUUUCUGCGGGCACCACUUCCUCAUGUUCGGAUACGGAAUGGCAGCAACAGAUGCAGGGGUUCGACGACCUUUACGACGCCACGGACGACGAAAUCUCGGCUGAUGACGAGACCGAAAUCAGUGAUACGUGCUUCUCCGCGCCGGGGUCCAGGCCCGGGAGUUUGGUGACACCAGUCACAAGGAAUUCGGUGACCUCGACGAGCAGUCGCGGUAGUCGCAAACGCAUGCUGACUCUUGACAUCCCCUCACCCACAACAUGGCCCUCCAUGAAUGGAACACACAAGAGUUCACCCAUUCCUCCGACUCCGCCAUCCAAGAUUCCUGUCUCCCCCGCGGCACUUUCGAUGCUUGCUCGCUCAGUGCCUGCAUCCCAUGCUCCGCCCUCGCUGGAUGGGAGUAUAUCCUCCGAUCAGGAGUCUAAUCUCAGUGCCUUCACUCUUGACACACAUUCCCUUCCUGAUACUAAUUGGGACUUGACGGAUAUCCAUGUGCGGCCCGAUCUGGAUGGAAGCCAAGAUGGAGACCCAAGAAAUGAGGACGGCAAUCAAGAUCUUCAAGAGGUGCCGAUUGCCAUCGAGAGCCCGCAGGAUGAUUGGCGCCACGUUCUUGGUCGAUUCCCUCAAAUCCCCAGCGCUCUUCAAGAUCAUCUGGAAGAAGAGAUUUCUCGAGAACCGACUCCGUCAGAUCGGGGAAUCUACCUGCCUGACAGUGCACUAGCAAUGCUGCACCAUAUCCCUCUCAAUGGCACUCCAGAGGCAUGGUCUGAAACUUCCGAGGGGAAUGACGAGAUGUGGCAGCUCCAAGCAACCCCAAGCCGCCCUCGAAGCGCAGACGGUAUCACACCAGCUUCAGAAUUGUCCGGCUACAGCUUCAGUGAGCUGAGCAUCCCUUCACCUGGUGGAUUCUUCGCUUCGCUCGCCCCUCGUGCUCGCCACACAUGGUCGAUUCCAAAUCAUAAUCAGCCUCCGUCAUCAGCCGUGGCCGAAGGUUUCUAUAAUUUGCCAUGGCCACGGGAGGAAGGAGAGAUUGUCGAGCAGGUAAUUGAAUUGCCCGAACAUCCCCAGGAGGAUCCGGUCACGGCCGUUCGGGAUGAUAAUGGUCCACCAACUGCCAUUCGACUUCCCUGUGAAACACCAACUCGCCCUGUCGCGCAUCAAGAUAGCCCCAUGAGCGCAACCUUUGAGGCCGUUCAAGAAAUCACGACGUCUGGUAAUGUGUACGAGUACGAUGAUACGUAUGACCACGAGCUCCAGGAGCGUGCUGCCGCCAGUCUUGAUCGAACCAGUGUCUGGCUCGCUGCCCAAGCGUCGUAUCUUGCCGCCCUUAAUGAGACCAAUCCCGUCAACGACCUUAAUCCCAGUGAGGUCUCGAUGCAUGUUGAACUCGAUGAGUCUGCUGAACAUCAAGACGGUGCCCCGAAAAAAACCGUUCGAUUCGUUGAGGGUGUACCUGAACCUAUCAGUCCCAAGCCGCCCGUUCUUGCUAGCAAGGACUCAAUUUACUGGCGAGGCUUCCAGUCCCUUCGACAACGAGCUGGCAAGGGUGAUGGUUUCUUGCACCGGAACAUGCGCUUUGAUGCGAUCCAGUCCUUCCGACUGGGUUUGGUUGACAUGCACAUUAAUUGUUUGAUGGGCAAAUACGAGCUCGUCCGUCCGGAGCGGCCUGCAUACAAGGGCCCUUUCUCUCAAUCGCCACGCAAGUCGAUCAUCACCUCCGUCCUGGCUGAGAAAGCACAGUUCUCCAAGCUUGAGAAGGAGCAGCUCGUCCUCGCCCAGCUUUGCCAACCCAUGUGGGCCAUGGAUGCUCUGCGGUAUUUGAACGGCGGGAAGCUACUCACCAGCCCUGCCGGAAAGCGACUUGCGCGCACCGAGAGACCGCACUGCACGGAACGGCCACGACGUCGUAUGGACCGGAUAUUGGAUCUCGGCGGCCAUGCAUCAUGUGAGUGGGCCUGGGAAGCUGCCAUUGAGUUCCCGAACGCUACGGUUUACUCUGUUGUCACCAAGAACCAGACCCUGAACAGCGGUAUCAAGGGGCCCCCCAAUCACCGUGUGGUUUCCGUUGCGAAUCUAUGGGAGUUACCAUUCGGUAACUGUAAGUUCGAUGUCAUCAGCACGCGUUCCUUGCAUGCUCUGUUGAAGACAGAAGCACCCACUGGAUUCGACCGGGAUGAGUAUGACCUGGUCCUGAAGGAGUGCCUCCGCUGCCUUCGACCAGGCGGCUUCCUCGAGUACAUGGUGCUCGAUGCGGAGAUUUCUCGCGCCGGCGCAUAUGCCGCGGCAUCAUCGGUCGAGUUUGCAUUCAACCUACGUACUCGUGGCUAUGAUCCCGUCGCCUCGAAGACCUUCCUCUCUCGUUUGCGAAACAGCGGCUUUGUCGGCAUUAAGCGUGCCUGGAUGUUCCUCCCUACGGGAGUGGAACCCAGCGAGCCACAGCCGCCACGAGAGACACCAGCUCCUCGUGUACCAAGUCAAAUUGAGGAGUACGAGGCAGUGCAGGGGCCGAUUGGAAGCACGGGCGAUAUCGCCAAUAUGACUGGUCUGCUUGGUGGGUGGAUGUGGGAGCAGUGGCUUGUCAAGCUCCGCCUGGACACGGGCCGGGACAAAGCCAAAUUGCUUGAGGGACUUGGAACAAUUUUUGAUGAGGGCCGGAAAAACGGAGCAGGCUGGACCUGCUUGUCCGGGUGGGCGAUGAAGCCGAAGCGCACUAGAGUUGCCCAGCCCCAUAGGCCGGGGAUGAUCUGA
Messenger RNA from Penicillium cinerascens, 2970 nucleotides. RefSeq lists its product as uncharacterized. The record is from RefSeq and is a predicted model, not a curated record. The coding region runs from base 1 to 2970 and encodes 989 amino acids. The transcript has a single exon. NCBI's taxonomy places the organism in Eukaryota, Fungi, Ascomycota, Eurotiomycetes, Eurotiales, Aspergillaceae.